GCUCCUCCUUAGACCACGCCCUCUUUUCCCAUUUGGAGAUUUUUAAGUCACGAGUGAAGCUGAAACCAUUUGAUAUUUCGUGAGUGAUUCAUAAAGUUUUACUGAAUAAGUCCAACGUGUCACCUUUUCCAGGGAUGGACGAGCUUGGGCGUGGAACAUGUCCUCUGCUGGUGUUCAGCAUCUGUUUUGCGUCUGUUCUCGGCCGUCCCCCGAUCUCAUCCCCUCUCCUCACUCGUCUCCCGUUUUUUUCCGUAUGGAACGCGCCGACGGAGCGCUGCAUGUCUCAAUUUGGGGUCGAUCUGGACUUAAGCGUCUUUGACAUCGUGCACAACCGAGACCAGGCCUUCAUGGGCGACAACAUCACUAUUUUCUACUCUGAUAAGUUGGGAGAGUAUCCUUACUAUGGCCUUGGCAGUGAACCGGUGUAUGGAGGUGUUCCUCAGAACUCCAGCCUGGACCAGCACCUUCGGAAGGCCGAUGGCGACCUGCGGAGAGACAUCCCAGAUCGUGGCUUUCACGGGCUGGCCGUCGUCGACUGGGAAAAGUGGAGGCCGCUGUGGGAACGUAACUGGGACACUAAAGAAGUGUACUGGAAGGGCUCUAGGACUUUAGUGAAAGCCAAACAUCCUAGCUGGAAUCCGGAGCAGAUAGAAACGGAAGCUGUGCGUGAAUUCGAGGAAGCUUCACGGGCCUUUAUGGAGGACACUUUAAAGCUGGGCCACAAAGAGCGCCCUGGAGGAUUAUGGGGGUUUUAUGGCUUCCCUGGCUGCUAUAAUUAUCAGUACAAGAAGAACGGGACGUAUACAGGUGAGUGUCCUGCUCUGGAGAUGAAGAGGAAUGAUAAACUGGCCUGGCUGUGGAACGUCAGCUCGGCCCUGUACCCUGAUAUCUAUCUGGAGCUGGGGCUCCGGGGCCGGGAUCGGGAUAUCUUGCUCUACAGCCGGCAUCGGAUCCUGGAGGCCCUGAGAGUGAGGGAACAGAUCUCCCAUCACCCACCACCUGUCUUCCCCUACGCCAGGAUCGCCUACACUUACUCCAUGGAGUUUCUCUCACAGGAGGACUUGGUGCACACUAUUGGAGAGAGCGUUGCUCUAGGGGCUUCUGGUAUCGUGCUCUGGGGCAAUGGAAACUACUCCAAAACGAAGAAAGCCUGUGUAGCGGUGCGGGAGUACCUGGACAACACUCUUGGCCGCUACAUCGUGAACGUGACAGAGGCAGCGUUUCUCUGCAGCAGGACCGUGUGCUCGUCCCAGGGCCGGUGUGUCAGACGAGACCCGAGCGCCUCAGCCUUCCUGCAUCUGGACCCAGCCUCAUGGUCCAUCGUUCCCCGAGCCGAGCUGCCUGGGCCAGUUACAGCGGGUCCGUCUUAUGUAGCUCACAGGAGGCUGAGGACGGCUGAAGAUCAAACCAGAGGAUUCACAGACACUUUUAGGUGCCAGUGUUUCCCAGGCUGGGAAGGAGAACAAUGUCAGAAACCAGUGCCUGUAGUAGAGACUUUUACAUAACAGAAAAUUAGACUAGAA
Rhinichthys klamathensis goyatoka is the source of this 1523-nucleotide messenger RNA. It is a transcript of the gene hyal1, whose product is annotated as hyaluronidase 1. Gene Ontology annotation, molecular function: hyalurononglucosaminidase activity. Gene Ontology annotation, biological process: hyaluronan catabolic process; carbohydrate metabolic process. The record is from RefSeq and is a predicted model, not a curated record. Lineage: Eukaryota; Metazoa; Chordata; Actinopteri; Cypriniformes; Leuciscidae. The coding region runs from base 135 to 1505 and encodes 456 amino acids. The transcript has 4 exons.